CGCAUCAGUACCCUAGAGCCUCCAACGCGCGACUUGGACGAGGGCACCGCAUUCUGAAAGGCCACAUUCACGCCCAUGCAGCGCCCGCUGCCCUCCCAGGCCUGCGCUGCGAGAAACGAACAUGUCGGCCUUCGUUCGCGUCUCAGGACCGCCAAACAGUAACUUUCUGGUUGGCUAUCCGGGCAUAUCAGCAACACUACCUCGAAUAGAAGGCAAAGUCGAGAUACGGCCACUCAUUGGAGUAUCGGCGCCUGUCAAUGUCUCCCUCGUCACUAUCGCAUUACACCGUCGCGAAACCAUACACCCGUCCGCCGAUUCGGUUACGAAGAAGCAUCUGGCAGCCCCGCGCAAAGAGAUUACCGACAUCGUCGGUAAGGAAAUGCUCCUGUACCGAUGUUCGCCGGGAAGAGAACAUGAGAGUAUACUAUGUAUGGACCUACCGUUCGUCAUCUUCAUACCGUAUGGACGGGGAGGCGAGGAGGUAGCGAGGAGAGUCCCGCCCGCGAGUCUACAAUUACCGAGUCGGACGGCUGAGACGUUUUACGAACUCGUCGUGACAGUACAGCAAGGGCCCCAGGAACAGAAAAAGUAUCCCUUUGCCGUGCCGAUACAACGAUACGACACCCUCUCUACCUUUGGCAUGUACAAUCGACCCGAAAGCGCAGAACGAGUGACGGACCACCUCGUCACCCUUGGGAUAAGCCUGCCGAGAUGGAGUUAUGGCCCGAUGGAUCCAGUCUCGGUAUACAUCAAAUUGAGUCCUAAUCCCGAUUGGCUGAGCAAGGCGAAGAAGGUCACAAUCAACAAGAUCACAGUCGGCAUUGACGAAGAGAUCAUCUUCAACCACGAAGGAGAUGAACCGACUCGCAAAGUCAAAACGUUGGCAAAAACGCAGCAACACGUCGGCGUGAGGAUGCCCGAAGCGGGCUAUUUCACCAACCUCGGGCUAGUCUUCCCCGCAAAAGAUCUACGGGACAACGCAGGUGUCAUUCCGAGAGGGCAGAAGGAGUUUCCCAUGUACGCUGUCACUGGUUUUACGACGACUGGUACUCUAUACAAGAUUGAGUAUUACCUCACAGUCAAGGCGCAAAUGUCGUCAGCCCGAGACAUUCUGCUCCGUCAGCCUAUUGUGGUAUGUCCUUUUGACCAUGCAGGCUGUAAAGAGGAAAUGGAGGCCAUUGAGCAGGCAGCCAAGGACGCCGCACACGUCACACCUGACAACCCGAUGUUGCCCGCCAGUACUAUUGUUCGAUCCAACGACCCAGAAGGCUUGCGCGCACUUGGUAUCGCAAUUGUGGGAGGCGUACGGAAACCGCUGAUCGAGUGAAGAGCUGGGCGCGCAAAAGUAUUGAGGAUUUUGAGGGACGCGAUUUUGCCAUGCGUACGAUACUUGUGUUCGAUACUCCGCACGUUUUGUCUCUGCGAUUCGAGGGUCGAGACGGACUCGAGCACCAAACGUUGUUGCAUGAAGCCACCGGCAACCAGCCGACCCGACCAGGACAGACGAUUUGCACCACUUUGCACGCAAAGCACUGGAUCGCGCAUAGGCGAUAGCAUAUAAUACAGGCGCAAUACCGAUCAUGCAACCAGCGGAGCCCGGAGCCAUGUCGAAGCUACCAUCUACAGCACGCAUUGGGUCUAUUUGAACACAAAAGGCGCAAGGUCAUUAUACCCAGUGAGCUUGUGCAUUGUUUA
Molecule: messenger RNA, 1695 nt
Organism: Alternaria rosae
Lineage: Eukaryota; Fungi; Ascomycota; Dothideomycetes; Pleosporales; Pleosporaceae
Product: arrestin domain conatining protein
Exons: 3
Coding region: 122-1327 (401 amino acids)
Biological process (GO): division septum assembly
Cellular component (GO): division septum
Source: RefSeq, a predicted model, not a curated record